Molecule: messenger RNA, 2710 nt
Organism: Lolium rigidum
Lineage: Eukaryota; Viridiplantae; Streptophyta; Magnoliopsida; Poales; Poaceae
Product: probable metal-nicotianamine transporter YSL9
Exons: 7
Coding region: 16-2019 (667 amino acids)
Biological process (GO): seed development; response to iron ion
Cellular component (GO): plasma membrane
Molecular function (GO): iron-nicotianamine transmembrane transporter activity; oligopeptide transmembrane transporter activity
Source: RefSeq, a predicted model, not a curated record
CGGCGCGGGCUCGCCAUGGCGCUCCGCCAGCGGGACGCUGCCGGCGAAGGCAAAGAGGAGCCAGCCGAGCUGUACGGCGACGGCGCCGAGGCGGGGCAGCCCGCGCACGUGAGAGGCCCCGUGCCCAAGUGGUCGGAGCAGCUGACGGCGCGCGGCCUGGUGGUAGCCGCGACCGUCGGCAUCAUGUACAGCGUCAUCGUGAUGAAGCUCAACCUCACCACGGGGCUCGACCCCACCCUCAACGUCUCCGCCGCGCUCAUCUCCUUCGUCAUCCUCCGCGUCUGGACGCAGGCGACGGCCCGCCUCGGCUUCGCCGUCCGCCCGCUCACGCGCCAGGAGAACACCGUCAUCCAGACAUGCGCCGUCGCCUGCUACGGCAUCAGCUCCGCCGGUGGGUUUGGGUCCUAUCUGCUUGGGCUCAGCAAGAAGACCUACGAGGCGGCCGGGACGGACAUCGAGGGCAACGUGGGAUGGAAAGAGCCCGGCAUCGGCUGGAUGACCGGCUACCUCUUCGCCGUCAGCUUCGUCGGGAUCCUCGCGCUCGUCCCUCUCAGAAAGAUUUUGGUGAUUGACUACAAAUUAUCUUACCCAAGCGGAACUGCAACUGCCGUGCUUAUAAAUGGAUUUCAUGCGCCUCAGGGAGAUGAUUUGGCAAAGAUGCAAGUGAAAGGAUUCACAAAAUACUUUGUAAUCAGCUUCUUCUGGAGCUUUUUCCAGUGGUUUUACUCUGGUGGAGAUAAAUGUGGGUUUUCGCAGUUUCCCACUCUUGGACUACGAGCAAGGAAACAAACGUUCUUCUUUGAUUUCAACCUCACAUAUGUUGGGGCAGGGAUGAUUUGCCCCCACCUUAUCAAUAUAUCUCUCCUUCUCGGUUCUAUUCUCUCCUAUGGUAUAAUGUGGCCACUGAUUUCUGAUCUGAAAGGGAACUGGUAUCCGGCAGAUUUACCAGAAAGCAGCAUGAGAAGCCUGCAAGGUUACAAGGCAUUCAUUUGCAUAGCUCUCAUCCUAGGAGAUGGCAUGUACAAUUUUGCAAAGAUCAUUGUAUCGACCAUUUGGAGUAUAGUCGACAAAUCAGAAAAGAAGAAGACCAAGAAAGAGGAAGAUAUUCUCUCGCUGGAUGACCUCCAUCGCAAUGAAGUUUUUACGAGAGAGAGUCUUCCUAAUUGGAUAGCCUUCUUGGGUUAUUUUGGAUUAUCGCUCAUUGCUGUUAUUACUAUUCCCUUGAUGUUCCCUGAGAUAAAGUGGUACUAUGCUAUCAUAGCAUACAUAUUGGCUCCUGCCCUGGGUUUCUCCAAUGCCUACGGAUCCGGCCUUACUGACAUCAACAUGGCCUUCAACUAUGGAAAAGUUGCUCUACUCAUUCUUGCAGCCACUGCUGGAAAAGAACAUGGUGUAGUUGCUGGGAUGGUAGGCUGUGGUAUGGUGAAAUCUAUCGCAUCGAUAUCUGCUGAUCUGAUGCAGGAUUUCAAAACUGGGCAUCUUACAUUAACAUCACCUAGAUCAAUGCUUAUUGCUCAGAUUGUUGGCACCGUCAUGGGAUGUAUCAUCGCGCCGCUGGCAUUCUUUGUGUUCUACAAUGCCUUUGACAUAGGCAACCUGAAUGGGCCCUGGAAGGCACCGUAUGCUCUAAUAUACCGAAACAUCGCAAUUCUUGGCGUCGAGGGCUUCUCUGCUCUGCCCAAGCACUGCUUGCAGCUGUGCUGUGGAUUCUUUGCCUUUGCACUGGUGGCCAACCUUAUGAGGGAUUUCCUCCCGCGGAAAUAUGGCAAAUGGAUUCCCUUACCCAUGGCAAUGGGGUUUCCCUUCCUUGUUGGCGCGAGCUUUGCCAUCGACAUGUGUGUCGGGACCUUGAUAGUUUAUAUCUGGCACAAGAUUGACAAAAGCAAAGCAGUGCAUAUGGUGCCGGCAGUUGCUUCUGGUUUUAUCUGCGGAGAUGGACUCUGGAUCUUCCCAGCUUCCUUGCUUUCACUGGCCAAGAUCACUCCACCAAUGUGCAUGGCGUUUGAAUCUACCCGGUAGAUGAAUAUCAUGCAUGAGGUUAGUCGCUGGGAAUCUUUGUAUCUGUGUCGCUGAAAACUGGCCUUACAGAACGUUGCAUCUAGUUUUGGGUAUAACUUAGUUGUAGCUUUACGUUUUACAGGUAAAAGGGUGUUUGUCCCCUUUUGGUUUCCUAAAUGUUGCAAAACCACUGAGAUACGGAGCUGUUUGCCUCACCAUCAGUUUCUUAAUGAAACUGGGAACCCUUGUGGGGUUCCUUCAAUCAAAAAAAAAGAGAGAGGUUAGUCGCAGUUCCAUUCCAUGGCUGAGAUUUUGCAUGCUAGGGUGAAUAAUAAGCUGAAUGGUAAAUCCACAGGAUGUAAAAUUGUAAGAAGUGUCUUUCAGGAGCAGCUGGUCCAAUUGCCAAAUACAAGUUUCCAGCUGUCCUCUGCAGAAAUCAUCAUCGGAUAUAAACCACUGAGUGUGCGUUGUCAGUUGACGACAUGACGGUGUGUAUAAAUUGAUCAGUGCAAGACCGGGUAUUAAGACAGAUGCGCCGUCUCAAAUUCAACAAAACAACCCCAAUGAAUUACCUAUUCGAACACUGAAGAAAUGCAAUUAUCUUUGUGUGGCCAAGUUUUUUUCAACGUGAAGUGCCCAUAUCAGCACUCCCUUGUACAGUAUCUCGGAUUCUCAGUUAGCGUUAUAAUAUCAAGGUCACAGCUUCAAGACA